Molecule: messenger RNA, 3369 nt
Organism: Rotaria sp. Silwood2
Lineage: Eukaryota; Metazoa; Rotifera; Eurotatoria; Philodinida; Philodinidae
Source: the annotation of a GenBank genome assembly
AUGAAUAAUUAUAUAGACGAUAAUAUUCAUAUUGAUGAACAAUUUAAAAAAAAAACUCGUGAUUCACAUCCAUUAACACGUAAAUCUCGUUCAAUAAGUCGUUAUUUUCUUGGUAAUAAACAUUCAAGUACUGAUAUAACAACAGAUGAUAUUAAUAUAACACGUUGUUUAACAUCUAUUGGAAUAUUUGACUCAUAUGAUUUAUGGACAAAUGUAACUUUAUUUCGUGAUUAUAGAACAUGUCGACGUUUAUUUAUAAUAACAAAUAAAAAUGAAUUAAUUAUUAGUAAAUCAAAUCCAAAGCAAUCAUUAUUAAAAAUAAAACAUCGUAUUAAUUUAAAUCGUAUAUGGUUAUAUACAGAUAUAGAAAAUAUAAAUGAAUCUAUCAUAUCUGAAAUAACAUCAUUAACUUAUUAUGAUUAUCAUCGAACACUUAUUAUUGGUUGGCCAUUAGGAGAAAAUUUUCUUGUUGAAUUUGAUACAAAAGAUAUUCGAGAUAUUUGGUAUAAACGUAUUCAAUCAACUUUAAAUUUUUGGUGGCAAUUAAAUAGUUCAAAUAUUGAACAUGUUCGUGUUGUAAUUGAGCAAAAUCAAGAAUAUGAUCUAAAUAAUAAUAAUACAACUUCACUUUUGAUUCGUAAAGUAAUUAGUAUUCGACCACAAGAAACCGUUCGAGAUUUAAUUAAAAAAUGUAUUGAUACAUGCCAUUUACGAGAUUCAUGUGUGGAUAAUUAUAUUUUAUUCGUAUUAAAUGAUUCAAAUAUAAUAUCCAUUACGAAUAAUACAAAUCAACUAGUAAAUUCUUCUUUACAAUCCAAUCAAGUACAAUUAAUACCAUUGAUAGGUCAUGAAUAUCCAUAUGCAAUAAAAAUGAAACAUUUAAAAACAUCAAAUCAUACAUCAUUUGAUAGUGAUGAUCAUUUAUCAUUACAUAGUACAGCAACAAUUUAUUCACAACAUAAUAGUUCAACAACGAGUUUAAAUAAUAUUUCAAUAAAUUCUCAUGAUUUUGAAUUACGAAAACGUGAUAUUGAUAAUCAACAUAAAAAACAUCGAUUUUUUCAUAAACGUAAAACAAAAGAUCAUCAUACGAAAUCAUUAAUACAACAACAAUAUAAUGAUGAUUAUCAUUCAUCAUCAUCAACAACAACAAAUCCUUUACGAGCAAAACCUUUAAAUCAAUUUUUUGGACAAACAUUUGAUGAACUUUGUAAAAAAUAUGAUAAUCAAUUACCACCUGUUAUUCAAAAACUACUUGAAGUACUUUAUUUCAAAGGACCAGAAACAACAGGAAUUUUUCGUAAAGUUGCAAACACACGAUCAGUUAGAGAUGCUAUAGAUAAAAUCGAACGAAAUAUUUUAUUACAAGAUGAAGAUUUGCAUCCAAUAUUAGCUGCUGGAAUAUUUAAACAUUUUUUACGAACAUUACCUGAACCAGUAUUUAAUGCAAUACAAUAUGAUAAUUGGAAAAAAUGUCUUCGUCUUCCGAAUUUACAAGAAAAAAUUUCUUUCGCACGAAAAAGCAUAAUCAGUACACUUUCAGAAUCGAAUCAUUUAUUAUUAAAAGGUUUUAUAUGUAUACUUCAUCAUAUAUCACAAAAUGCUGAUACAAAUGGAAUGAAUCCAUUUAAUUUAGGUUUAUGUGUAUCGAAUAGUUUAUUUAAAACUGAAUCAACAACAAUAGCAUCAGGUAAACAAGAAGCUGAUGUUAUGUCUUCAAUAGUUGAAUUUUUAAUUGUUAAUUGUACAUCAAUAUUUGGUUCGGAUGUUUUAACAUGUGUCCCAGAUAAACGUAUUAUUGUACAUCAUAUACCUAAUCUAACUCGACCAACUGCUUCUUCAAUUGAAAGUCUUGAUGAAGUUGAAUCAUCACCACAUUUACCUAUUGUUAAUCGAUCUCGUGAUUCAGGUUUAGCUACAUCAGAUCAACCAUUAAAUGAUGAUAGUUCAGAAAUAAGUGAAUAUUUUCGACGUAAUACAUCUCGUAUAUUUUCAAGACCACCUAAUUGGACAACAUCAAUAGCAUGUGGUAAAGGUACAGUUUUAUCAAGUAUUAUUCUUCCAACAACAAUAUUAUCUUUAAAUCGUUAUCGAAAUUCAAAAAAUCUUUAUAAACCAUCAAAACAAUUUAUGGAAAGAGAAAAAUUAACAAAUGAUACAACAGAUGAAUCUGAUCAUGAUGAAUUUAAUGGUACUAUUGGUGAUUCAAGUGUACGUUCAUCAACAACAACAGUUCAUAAUAUUUCAACAGGAAAAAUAAAACGAUCAAAACCUAUAUCACGUCAUUCAUCAUUAGGUAAUAAAGAAUAUUAUCAAAAAUAUCAACAACAAUCAACAAAUGAUUCAAAACGUUUAUCAACAAAUGAUGUUAAACGUGCAUCAUCACUUAAACAAUUUCAUCAUUUAUCAGAUGAAGCUGAUGAUGAUGAUGAACAAAAUAAAACUUUAAAUGCUAAUAAUAAUAAUAAUAAUAAUAAUAUAAAAAAUAAAAAUGAACAACAAAUAUUAUCUUCGACAUCAUUAGUAAAUAGUAAUAAUUUAACAAAUGAACGACGAUCAAAAUUAAUUAAAUCAAAAACUGUAAAUAUUGAUGAAGAAUCUAUGAUGACAAGAUCAACACAAAUUGAGCAACAAGAUUUAGAUUUAACAAGUGAACCAUUAAGUACCAUUAAUCAACGUCUUACUAAUAUUUCAACAAUACGUUCAGCAUCAUUUAAUGUACCGACAACAUCUAAAACAUUCGAUGCACCUUCAUUAAACACACAAACAUCGUUAUCUAUUGAUCGUCAUAGUCGACAACAACCAAUUAUAGUUGAUGGUCGUUCUCGACAUAAUGGUCCAUUAACAGCAACUACAAAUCAAAUAUAUACAUUCAAUCGUAAUGAACAUCACAGUCAAACAAAUUCAAACACACAAAUUAAAAUCGAACGUGAUCGAACAUUUAUUCAUCAUUCUGAUUGUCGUCCAUUUAAACUUGGUACAGCUAUACAAAUGAAACCAAUUGAUGAUUUAUUAUUAACAUCAUCAAAUGGACGACGUCGUCCAUGUCAUAGACAAAAUGCACUUCGUUAUAAAUCAGUUGAUCCCGAACAUCAUAAUGAAAAACGAACACCACGUCAAUCAACACCGAUUAUAAUCAAUCAAAAUCGAAUAUAUUCAAAUGAAAAUUCUUCAACAAAUAUAUCACGUUAUCAAUCAAUUGAACGACGUGUACCAACACCAACAGUACAACCAGUUAAAUCAUUUUCAUUUGAUAUUAAUGAUGAACUUCGACCAUGUGAUAUAUCAUGGUCAGUAAGAGAAAAAGCUAAACUAUUUGAACAUAUUAAUCAUAAUAAAUUAUCAACAGGUCGUGAAAAUUAUGUGUGA